UGCAAGAGCAGUCAGUGCUCUUCUUAGCCACUGAGCCAUCUCUGGAUACCCAAACUGUGUUUAUUCUAUAGUGUACUUUCACUGCGUGUUCUUUAAUACUGUUGUAAGAAGGCAUUAUCUUCUUUCUGACACUAACUCUACUUUGUCUUACUAAGGGUUGUGUACACAGAAGGGUGUGGUGGAUAAUUCCAGCACUCAGGAGGCGGAGGCAGAGGGACCACUGCGAGUUUGAGCCUGGCCUGGGCUACAAUAGUGAGCUUCAUAGCUCAUAAUUGCAAUAUGGCUCAGAGUGACUUCCUGUACCCGGAAAACCCAAAGAGGAGGCAGGAAGUAAACCGCCUUCACCAGCAGCUCCUUGACUGCCUAUCUGACAGUUUCCAGGCCACCAACAGGCUGACAGGGGUUCUAAACAUCCACCUGGGGUGCAGCCUGGCCUCCAUUGAAAUGAAACGAGAUGGAACCAUCAAAGAAAAUUGUGACAUCAUCAUCCAAGCCAUAAAGAAAAUCCAGAAGGAACUCCAAGAGGUUGAUGAUGCCUUGAAAGAUAAACUAGAGCCAACCCUCUACAGAAAGCUUCAGGACAUUAAGGAAAGAGAAACAGAGAAAAUUGCAAUAGUGCAGAAGGUCAUUGCCGUCAUCCUGGGAGAAGCCACAUCUGCAGCCAGUGCGGUGGCUGUUAAACUCGUGGGCUCCAAUAUCACAACUGGCAUAAUUAACAAGUUGGUCACCGUGUUAGCUCAAAUCGGAGCCUCUCUCCUUGGGAGUAUCGGAGUUGCUGUUCUUGGUCUUGGCCUAGAUAUGAUCAUCCGUGCCAUAUUGGGGGCAGUGGAGAAAACGCAGCUUCAAGCAGCCAUCAAAAGUUAUGAGACACAUCUGAUGGAGUUCAAGUCAGCCUCAGAAAAGUACCAUCAUGCCAUCACCGAGGUUACCAACACAGUGAAACGCCAGAUGAGAUGAGCAGUUGUUUUAUUUGCCAGUGGAAUAGUCUGUGCCUCCCUGUCAAUAAUGGUGUUUCUCCCACUAAGUGCAUGUUCCAUAUGCUUCAACAUGGACAAACAAUUCCAAACAAUUGGAAAGGAGAUUUACAAAUGAUAAACUUGGAUGACUGGGUUCAAUAGCAACAGUGAGUACCUGAGUCACUUGGUACUAGACCCUGGAGAGAUAAAGGACUAUCCCAGGAAGGUUUCUUAUCCUGUUCUACCAGAACCUCACUGGUUAAAUGCUAUCAUAGAGCUGCAGGUAUAUGUUUUUUGUUUUUUCUUCUCUAAUUUCCAGUCCAAAUCCUUAACAUUCCCACCAAAUGUAGAGACUUUGCUUUCUAUCACCAACUUCAAACAUCACUUAGGUCUGAUGAGUGGCAUUCAGUAAGUCUCGCUGGACACACCUGUAACAUUCUAAUGAAACAGAAGUACUUCCCUAGUUUUAACAUUAGAUUAAAUCCAAGUCUGUAACAGGAAAAGGCUCAAAAAAAAGUAACAGUUUGCUUCAAAAAUGAAAGGAAGCAGUGUACCUGGAACUUCUACUAACUGCUACAUGUGUCUGGAUGGAUUGGACAAAGGAUAAAAUAAAACAUCUGAUUCCA
Nannospalax galili (Upper Galilee mountains blind mole rat) is the source of this 1582-nucleotide messenger RNA. It is a transcript of the gene Smco3, whose product is annotated as single-pass membrane protein with coiled-coil domains 3. Bases 280 to 957 code for a protein of 225 amino acids. The record is from RefSeq and is a predicted model, not a curated record. The transcript is spliced from 2 exons. NCBI's taxonomy places the organism in Eukaryota, Metazoa, Chordata, Mammalia, Rodentia, Spalacidae.